CGGUUUCCGAGGCCAAGGUAGAUGCGACGGGUUUUGGAAGCUUUGACAGACGAUGGAAGCCAGUCUUUCGAGGAUGACGCAAGUCGACAGCUAGAUUUGAGGUGGAGGGUCCUAGUCUCGGUAGCACUCGUCCAAAGUAUGAUCAAUUAACUGUCUACUUACGACCCAUUCGUCAACGACUCAAAAGUAUCAAUCACAUCAUACCAAAUUGUCUCGCUGAUUUGUUCCUACUUGGUGCUGGCUCAACCCCACUCACCAGGACAAUGUCGCCUUGGGACCCUACCAAAAACAAAACCUACCAGAUCCUCAAGGCCGCAGAGGAGGGUGGCUACGGGGUGCAGGCGCCCAUUGCCUACAACCUCGAGCACGUCCUUGCCUUUAUCGCCGCCGCCGAGGCAAAGCGCUCGCCGCUUAUCGUUCAGGUCUUUCCCUGGGCCGUGACGUUCUCGGGCGGCUUGUUGAUCCACGCGGCGGCGCACGCGGCCAAGGCAGCAACGGUUCCUGUGGCCAUCCACCUUGACCAUGCGCAGGACGAGGCCAUGAUCCGGCACUGCGCCGACAAUCUCCCGUUCGACAGCAUCAUGGUCGACAUGAGCCACUACGAGAUGGACGAGAACCUGGCAAAAACCAAGGUUUUGGUCCAGUACUGCCACGACAGGGGGAUCGCGACCGAGGCCGAGCCGGGGAGGAUCGAGGGCGGGGAGGAUGGUAUCGCCGACACGGCGGACCUGGAGGGUGCGUUGACGACUGCAGAGCAGGUGGAGGAUUUUAUCGCUACCGGGAUCGAUUUCUUGGCACCUGCGUUUGGCAACGUCCACGGGGAGUAUGGCAAGAGGGGGCCCGUGUUGGAAUUUGACCGUCUCAAAGCCAUCCGCAGUACGGCAGCAGGUAGGGUGCGGAUCGUGCUGCACGGCACCAACGGCUUCUCCGAGGAUAUAAUGAAGAAGUGCAUCGCUGGAGGGGUCACCAAGGUCAACGUCAACAAGCUGGUCUUGGACGACUACCUUGCGCAUCUCAAGGAAAAUGCAUCAAAGCUCACAUUGACUACGUUGAUGGAGGAGGGGGUAAGAGAAGCCAGGAAGUUGAUGGAAUGGCAGAUGGAUGUUGUUGGAUCGACAGGAAAGGUUGUGUAGAUUAUAGAAAUACAGGCUAUACAGCCAAACAAAAAGUAAAGACCAUGGUGAUCAGCCCAUGAAUCAUAUCAUG
Pyricularia oryzae 70-15 is the source of this 1206-nucleotide messenger RNA. Its product is annotated as fructose-bisphosphate aldolase. The record is from RefSeq and is a predicted model, not a curated record. Gene Ontology annotation, molecular function: zinc ion binding; aldehyde-lyase activity. NCBI's taxonomy places the organism in Eukaryota, Fungi, Ascomycota, Sordariomycetes, Magnaporthales, Pyriculariaceae. The transcript is spliced from 2 exons. Bases 264 to 1133 code for a protein of 289 amino acids. Gene Ontology annotation, biological process: carbohydrate metabolic process.